AUGGGUGACGCGUCUUCUGUUUCCUCGCAGGUAAACAGUAAAUCUACUCUGUACGAUUCGACUUCCGGAAAUACAGGAGCAAGCGAAGCGUACAUGUGUACUUUGGUAGGAUUACCGUACAUAGCAGUAGUGGCCAAAGAACUUGAACAGGAGAAAAUAAAUCAAAUAACCAGUAAUGGAGGAAAAAUCAUGAAGGUGGAUGUGUCGUUACGAAAUUUCCACGCAAAAGAUCAAGCCGAAAAAAAUGAUGGAUUCUUUAUCAAUCAGUUCGGAAAUGCGGAAUAUGCGGAAGAGUUCCAUGAGAGCGGCGGCGAUAAUCACGAGACUUCGAAUGUCUUCCAUGAAAUUCUGCAACAACUGAAAAAAGACGAGAAACAGAAGAAGAAGAUUCCUGAUUAUUUUGUGCAUAGCGCAGGAACAGGUGGUACAAUCUCCUCAGUUGGGCGUUACACUAAACGCUAUAAUAUUCCCACAAGGAUUCUGCUAUCAGACUCGGAAUUUUCGCUAUUCCAUGAUUAUGUUAUUUCAAACAAGUUUACUAAUGAAUCCGGUACGAAAAUCUGGAAAGCGCCAGGUGUCGCAGGAAUUGGUUACGGAUACAACGUGAAACCGAUCAUUUAUGGUGAAACUACCAGUUUAACUCGCAACGUCGUUGAUGAAUCAAUGAAGAUGCCCGAUAUCGCAUCGGCGGCUGCAAUGCACGUUCUCCGAGAACGAGGUAUCGGAGGUGGUGCGUCAACUGGUUUGAACUUCCUCGUAUCGUUGCACAAAGCGUAUCAACUGAAAGAUAAAAAACGUCCCGGACGUUUAACAAUCGUUACAAUUAUUUGUGAUCCUGGAGAGUUUUAUGAGAGCACUUACUUCAAUUCGACUUGGAUCGAUAAAAUGUUCUCUGAACAAGGAGGAAUGAAAGGUUUAGAUUGUUGGAAAAAUGUAUCAAUCGCAAAAAUUCACGAUGACUUAUUCACUUGA
Messenger RNA from Necator americanus (New World hookworm), 972 nucleotides. RefSeq lists its product as uncharacterized. The transcript has 10 exons. The coding region runs from base 1 to 972 and encodes 323 amino acids. Gene Ontology annotation, biological process: L-cysteine biosynthetic process. The record is from RefSeq and is a predicted model, not a curated record. NCBI's taxonomy places the organism in Eukaryota, Metazoa, Nematoda, Chromadorea, Rhabditida, Ancylostomatidae. Gene Ontology annotation, cellular component: cytoplasm.